Messenger RNA from Apis florea (little honeybee), 1331 nucleotides. Its product is annotated as ATPase ASNA1 homolog. Lineage: Eukaryota; Metazoa; Arthropoda; Insecta; Hymenoptera; Apidae. Gene Ontology annotation, biological process: tail-anchored membrane protein insertion into ER membrane. The record is from RefSeq and is a predicted model, not a curated record. Gene Ontology annotation, cellular component: GET complex. Gene Ontology annotation, molecular function: ATP binding; ATP hydrolysis activity.
AGUUCAUGACUCAUGACAUAAUUUCAUUGUGUCAGUCUCUUCCUUGUCUAAUUUGCGAUAUUAGUAUAUGACGUGUUAAAAUUUAGAAUCGCUGGUUUUUGUGACAUUUUUGUAAUGAAUAUGAGUAUAAAUGACGGAGAAGUAAUUGAAUACGAACCUUCGGUUAAAAAUGUAAUCGAACAACAAUCUUUGCGAUGGAUAUUUGUCGGAGGUAAAGGUGGAGUUGGCAAAACGACGUGCAGUUGUUCUUUGGCCGUACAAUUGUCAAAAGUUAGAGAAAAUGUCCUUAUCAUAUCUACUGAUCCCGCACAUAAUAUCUCCGAUGCAUUUGACCAAAAAUUUAGUAAAGUUCCGACAAAAGUAAAAGGUUUCGAUAAUCUUUUUGCUAUGGUAGAUCCAAAUGUAGGUAUUACCGAAUUGCCGGAGGAAUAUUUUGAAAGUGAAGCAGUUUCAGGAGGAGAAGCAAUGAGAUUAAGUAGAAGUGUAAUGCAAGAAAUUGUAGGAGCAUUUCCAGGUAUAGAUGAAGCAAUGAGUUAUGCAGAAGUAAUGAAAUUGGUUAAGGGAAUGAAUUUUUCUGUUGUUGUUUUUGAUACUGCACCUACUGGUCAUACUUUAAGAUUAUUAUCAUUUCCACAAGUUGUAGAAAAAGGUUUGGGUAAAUUAAUGCGUUUAAAAAUGAAGAUUAGUCCUUUCAUUACACAGAUUAGUUCAUUAUUGGGCAUGACAGAUUUCAAUGUAGACACAUUUUGUAAUAAAAUAGAAGAAAUGCUCAUUGUCAUUCGACAAGUUAAUGAACAAUUUAAAAAUCCUGAUCAAACAACAUUUGUUUGUGUAUGUAUAGCAGAAUUUUUAUCAUUAUAUGAAACAGAAAGACUUGUACAGGAAUUAACAAAAUGUGGUAUAGAUACUCAUAACAUUAUAGUAAAUCAGUUAUUGUUCUUGAAAGAAGGAGAUGUACCAUGUAGACUUUGUCUUGCUAGGCAUAAAAUACAAGAUAAAUAUUUAGAACAGAUAAUGGAUCUUUAUGAGGAUUUUCAUAUUACUCGACUUCCUUUAUUAGAAAGAGAAGUUCGAGGAGUUCAACAAGUUAAAGAAUUUUCGGAAAAUCUUAUUAAGCCCUAUAAGCCUUAACGCUUAUAUGAUUAAUCUUUCUUAUCUUUAAUAUAUAAUUAAAAAUUCUUUAAAUUAAACAAAUUUUAUACAUAUGAUAAAAUUCAUAUAAAAAAAGAUAAUGUUUUUAUUAUAAUAUUUAGCAAGGAUAUUUUAUCUUUGCAUUAUUAAAAGUUUCAGUUGAUGUAUUAAAUAUAUUAAACAGUACUUGAUUAAUUAUA